UCUCAGCUGUAGCUUCCUCUCAGGUGUGUUGCCUCAACGAGACCUCAACUGUUUAUGAGGUGUGGAACUCAAGUUGAGAAGUGAGAAAAUGCUGUGAAAACAAUGGAAUUAACUGGAAUCAAUCGAGAAUGCUAUUCAAAAAAUGUUUGAGUGAGCUCUAUGUUGUGAAAGAACUGAACUCAACCGACAAUGCUAAUAUGUUUGAGUGGGUUGACAUGGGGAAGAUUUCUUUUCAACUUCUAGCAGAUGCUUUCACCGUUCCAUGCUGAGUUCUAGAUGAGAUCCGUCUACUGACAGAUGGAUGCUAUUUGAAAAAUGAUUGAGUGUCAGUUUUUUGUAAUAGGAGAGAGAAUACUUACAUGUGGGAGCACGUGGUGUAGAGGGGAAUUUUUUUUUUCGACUUGUAGCACGCUCUCACUCGCACGAGCCUGGAACAGAGAGAGAAACGUAUGCUAUAUAAACAUAAGUGAUGAGAGGAAAAUUAUCAUUUACAUCAGAGCCAGAUUUGAGUAUACUUCACACAUUGUACGAGAUGAGUUCUCCAUCAUCUUCUCAAUCGUUCAUCUUACCAGAUAGCGCACCAGCACACCAACGCAUCCUCAACUACUGGCAGCGGAAAGCUGCCCUCGCUGCUGAGUCGUCCCCUGCUGUACCCGUCCCCUCACCGCUCAGCGUGGAACCACCAUCACCAGGCGGGGAGAUUAUCAUCCCAGACAGCCCUCUUCAACGUCUAGCUCCAGCUGCUACCUGGACUCCGUGGCGUGUGGUGCUAACAACAGUGAGCAACAAGCAGAAGCAGGCGAAGAGGAGGCUGCUGUUUGAGAAGCCUGAAGUUAGCGGGGAUGAGGAGGAGGAGGAGCAGUCAAUCUGCUCACAAACAAAGAAACGAGCUGGAAUAGAGCAUGACUCCUCACUUGCCCUGCUAAUAAAGGAGGUGGAGGACUUUGUCCAACUCAUAAACAAACCUCUACCCAAACCGUGGAUCCCGCUGAGGGAGUUGAAGGAGGAUCUACCAUACCCCAUCAUCUCGGCUCAAGAGGACACCAAUAAACACGGUCGUCGUAGAGAUGAACGUGACAGCGUCAACACCUAA
Molecule: messenger RNA, 1093 nt
Organism: Nilaparvata lugens (brown planthopper)
Lineage: Eukaryota; Metazoa; Arthropoda; Insecta; Hemiptera; Delphacidae
Exons: 3
Coding region: 470-1093 (207 amino acids)
Source: RefSeq, a predicted model, not a curated record